AUGCUGUCGGGUGUCUUUUUGACUAUCCAACCACAAAAUGUUAAUUCUAGUUCAAAUUUGAUCAUUACUGGUUCAAAAGACUUUACAAUAAAAGUUUGGCGAUUACCAAAUCUUGAGGUUGACCCAUCAUACAUACCUUCAUCGCAAUCAGAAUUUGAUAAUAAUAUUCUAGUUACCCCUGCUUCUCACUAUAGUCUUCGUGUAUGGAACCCUGAUAAUGGAACAUGA
This is a messenger RNA of Entrophospora sp. SA101, 228 nucleotides long. The record is from the annotation of a GenBank genome assembly. NCBI's taxonomy places the organism in Eukaryota, Fungi, Glomeromycota, Glomeromycetes, Entrophosporales, Entrophosporaceae.